UCAAUGUCACAAUGACAGUUAUAGGGUCUACAUAUCACUCAAAAAUUCAGCUGAAAUGUUUCAGAUAACAUUAUUUCGGAUAAUGCCCCAUAUUUACCCAAAACACAGAAAUGGAUACGUUCUCUACGUAAAUAUAUUAUGCUCAAUGAAAAUAACAGAAGAACCAAAGAUUUUUUCCGAAGCUAUACAGCUGUGAGGGCAGAGAAGAGAAGGCAUGCCUUAAAGUACCCUAUGACCAUUCAUCCAUUUAGCACUAUUGCAAUAUAUAGAGAAAGAAUUUUAUGUUUUAUGUGGUUAAUUUGCUAUGUGACAGAUCCAAUAAUCUGGUCAUUUCAAGCAGUGAGAACAAUUUAUCACCCUCUUUUCAUUUUUCAGUUGCAUUUGGAUAUUUUAUUUUUCAUCAAUGCCUUAAUGACCUGCUUUAUCGGAUACGUUGUUCCCUUAACAAAAGAAAUUAUACUGUCUCCAAGAGAAACAUUCAAAUAUAAGGUAUGGACUUAUUUAAUUCCAGAAUGUAUAGCUUGUAUACCUUUUUCGCUCAUAUUGAAAAAAAGGUUCCACAUAAAUCCAAAAAAAUCUCGAUGGAUAGCGUUGAGUUCCGUCAAAAUCCUCAGAUGUUUGAGGGUUUGUGAUUUCCUGAGUUAUUUAUAUAACUUUUUCAAUGAAAUGAAUAUGCGUGAAUGGGUCUACACUUGGUUCGUCAUCUUCAUCAUCAAUUUAUACCUAAUUUUCUGGUCCACGUGCGCUCUAUUCUUUCUAAACGUAUUACAUUACACAUACGAUGGUUUGCCCAAAAAUUCGUUUUUAAGAAAUAGAGCAGUAAAGCACCCUGUUGGUACAACUAUCGUAGAACCAGAGAAUUCUUUCCAUAAUUCAUUCAUUACUGUACUCACAACUGCAACUUGUCACUUUUUUGGAGCCAGUGAAGGUUAUGUACCUAUUGAGUUAGAAAUAGAAAAACUUCUUUGUUCUGGCAUAAUGAUAUUUGGUUACCUAGUUUGUAAUUUUGGUGUAGCUAAACUAUUAGAGAUAUUCGGCGCUUCUAGUAUUUCAGAAACAAAAUAUGAGGAAUGGAUUUAUCAAGUAGCAGAAUAUGCUGAGUCGAAAAAUUUGCCAGACAAUUUGAAAAAACGAUUAAAAAUAUAUCAUGAUUAUAAGUUUCAUAGAAGAUUUUUCAAUGAAGAUGUAAUACUGGCUACCCUAUCAGAACAUCUAAGGAAUGAGGUUAUUUUGUUAUGGUGUCGAAAUGUAAUGGAGAAAGUUCCUCUUUUUCAAGGAAUGCCCAAAGGGGUUGUUGGAAGUAUAAUAGGAUAUAUGAAGAGAGAGAUAUAUCUCCCGAAUGAUGUUGUCUUGAAGUACGGGGACCCUCUUACAAAAAUGUUUUGGGUUUCUUUUGGAACACUGUCUGUUCAUUAUGGACCAAAUGCAAUCGAAAUUUUGCAUUUCGAAGAUGGAGACCAUUUUGGUGAUUUAUCGAUAACUAAAGCUGGAGGAAUAGCUAAAUUAACUGUUAUAUGUCUAGAAAUAACAGAAAUUUUUACACUUUCCAGAAGAGAUGUGAAACAUUGUACCGCUUUCCUCAAGGAAAUGGGUGAUAGAAUUCGAAAAAUUCAUAAAGAAAAGAGAGAACUAUAUCCUACUUUGGCAAAAAUGAUGAGUAACGAAGAUACCCAUAAUGUCAUUGCUGCUGAUUUAAGAAGAGGAAGAAUUUUAGAAAGUGACAAUUGGAGAGAAAAUCCAUGAAUUUUGCUUAAAUUUUUGAGUUUGUCUCCAAAUGAAUUUUCAAUAAAACAUUUAUUAAAUUGUAA
Molecule: messenger RNA, 1808 nt
Organism: Harmonia axyridis
Lineage: Eukaryota; Metazoa; Arthropoda; Insecta; Coleoptera; Coccinellidae
Product: cyclic nucleotide-gated cation channel beta-1-like
Exons: 2
Coding region: 139-1743 (534 amino acids)
Source: RefSeq, a predicted model, not a curated record